Messenger RNA from Achroia grisella, 3334 nucleotides. It is a transcript of the gene sca, whose product is annotated as protein scabrous-like. The record is from RefSeq and is a predicted model, not a curated record. Lineage: Eukaryota; Metazoa; Arthropoda; Insecta; Lepidoptera; Pyralidae. The transcript is spliced from 6 exons. The coding region runs from base 77 to 1957 and encodes 626 amino acids.
AUCGUUCCAGGCAGACGUCUCUACCUGCCUUUACGACCGUGUCGCGAUCCGCGCGCACUAUUUUACGAACUCCACAAUGAAGUGUAUAAAAAUAUGCGCGAUUUUUACUUUCUAUUUAUUAUUUGUAGACAGUACCGAAAUAAAUAACACUGAAGAGCUGAAAGCUCUAGCUGAGCAGAUAGAAAUUAUGAAGGGUCUGCAGUUACAAGAAAUGGCGAGACUCCGGAAGGAAGUUGACCAGCUCAAGAAAAAUCCUCCCUCGCAAUACACUAACUAUAACCGUAAUGAGCAACUGACACUGCAAUGGGCCAAAACCUCCAUGAGCGAGAUACGUUCUGAAAUGCGAGACAUGCGCAAGAGCAUCGACAACUCUGUACUAUUGCGGGAGCUACACGACAUACGCAACAAGCUAAAACAAGCUUUGGUGGAGACUGCUGAUCUAGCACAAUUGGCGCGCACUCAAGAGGCAAGGCUGGAUAAAUUAGAUAGCGAAGUGAGUCGCCUGAAGUACGAAGGUCAACCAAUCAAGAACGCAAUCGCCCAACUUAAGACCCGCGUUGCGAAGCUGGAUAAAGAGGUCAAAACAAAAUUACUCGGCGAUAUGAACACUAACAACUACAACGAGGUCCUGGAGCCACGUGAAGCCCAUCCUGAAGAAGUGAAGUCUGAACACACCCACAAAUACCGACAUAAUAAGAUGGUUCAUACUCAAAUUUCUCGUUUGGCUCGCAGCCAAACCCAGCUCGAUGAGUUGCAGCAGAGCUUGCAGACACAGGUUCUGGACGUGCAACGACGAAUGGAUCGAAUUGAAGAACCUAACUGGAACCUUUUAUCUGCUAAAGUGGAAUUCCUAGAAAUUGAAACGGGUUUAUUGCGGAAUGAACUCAAAAAUACGUCAGAGAAAAUGACUGAUUUGAACAAAGUUCACGCUUCGAUGUUAGAAUUGAGAGAAGAUGUCGAGAGUAUUGAGAAUAAAGCGGACAAAACCAUUCCUGAGUUCAGGAAGGAAAUUUCGAAAUUGGAUAUUAGUUUCGCACAACUCAAUGCUCAAUCGUCAUAUUUGAAGGAGGAUCAAGAGAACUUGCGACAGUCUGUAAAAGCAAUUGCGGUCAGCGUCAGCAAUACCAUCGACCGCGCCGAGUUGGACAGGCUCACCAUGAAGAAAAUUAACGACUCCGUUUGUGAGUUGAAGGCUACGUCUAAACAACACUUCUACCGCCUCAAUGACCAUAUUCUUAAGAGCGAAGCCAAUAAUAAUGAUACCAACGGGACCGAAAUCAUUUCACUGCAUGAAUUGAUGGGCGAAGUAAAGGAGUUGCAACCGGUACAACGGGAAUACGAGGACCUGGUAAGUCAACUCCCUAAGGAUUGCUCAAACAUCACGGGCUCUGACGGCAAGUACUUGAUUCGUCCCGGACAUGCCCCAUUCGAUACCUGGUGCAGCAACGGAAGCACUCUAAUUCAACGGCGAUACAAUGGUUCCAUUGAAUUUAAUAGGAAGUUUGCUGAAUACGUCCAUGGUUUCGGUGACGCCUCCGCUGAAUAUUGGCUCGGUCUGAAGUCCAUGAAUCUGUUGACCGCUGACAACUGCUCUUCAAUGAGGAUUGACAUGAUUGACAUUUACGGUGGGGCCUGGUAUGCUGAAUAUGAACACUUCUCCGUUGGAAAUGCUGACACUGGAUUUGUAUUGGAUGUGAGCGGUUUUAAAGGCAACGCUAGUGAUGCUUUCGAGUACCAAAACCAUAUGGAAUUUUCGGCCAUCGAUCGUGAUAGGGACAUUUCUAACACCCAUUGCGCUGGAAACUACGAGGGUGGAUGGUGGUUCUCUCACUGCCAGCACGUGAACAUCAAUGGCAAAUACAACCUGGGUCUGACCUGGUUUGAUUCUGCUAGGAACGAAUGGAUCGCUGUUGCCUCUAGCGAGAUGCGCAUGUAUCGCCGAAAAGGGUGUUCUUAAAUUAUACAAGAUUUACUUGUUGUAAUAUUCGUAUAUUACCUACUUAUAAAAUCAUAUUAUAUCUGAAUGUUGUAUUACGUUUUAACCAUACCAAAGAUAACAAUAGUAGACUAUGGUACUUACCUAUAAUGUUUGGAAAGACGGGGUUUAGUAGUAUUAGUAGUAGAUAUGUAAUUCAUCUAUCUAGUGAUUAAAAUUUUCUGGUGUAAUGUGCAUUAUAAUAUGCAUUAUAUAUAAAUAUAUGUGUAUAAUUGAAAGAGACAAUUUUUGUUGUAUUAAUUAAAAUUUCAAUAUCUUAUAUAGUAUCCACUCUAUUUACUUUCUUAUAUAAAAACUUUUUGGACUGAUUUUUGCUCAUUUGAUAACUUUUCUAUUAAGUAGGUAUUCUUAUUAAUAUAUAAUUCUGUUUAUGUACUAUUACAUUAUUCGUAUCUAUGUUAUGUUUGUUUUAUUAGGUAUUAUUGUUUUUUUUAUUUCUGUAGGUAGGUACUAUUUUAUCAUGGAGUUUUUAUUCAAAGGCUAAUGAAAAUAACAAAUAUAUUCAUUAUCUACAUAUAUCAAUUUACCAUUUGUCAAUUUGCCUUCUUGUAUGAUUAACCGUAGUUAUUAACCUUUUAAUAGUUUAUUAUUUACAUUAUAUGAGUAAUCAUAGUACAUUUAGUUACGCAUAUAAUGCGUUCUAAGAGCGUUUUAAAAUGUCUCUUUCAUAUAGUCAUCGGUUAAAUAUGAAUUAAAUAUAGCAUUCCAUUUAUCUACGUAGUAAUAUAAUAUUGGUGUCAUCAGUAGUUCUUAAUACCUAUAUAUUGGUGAUUUAGCAAUUAUUCUAUCAUAGGCUAGUAUUGAACCAUAUAUCUUAAAUGAAUUUACUUUAGUAUAGGUAUCAAAAAUAUAUAAGACUGUUCGCAUCAAAUUGUCAUCAAUUUGAUGGUGAAAUAAUGUAAUUGGCGCUCUAUUAUAGUGUUUAUUAUUUUGUAAUUUUAUUUCAAAUUUGUAAAUUUAUUUUUAUUAUUGAAACAUAAUAAUAGUCGAUGGACUAUAUUUAGUUAUUAUAACAUCAAAAUAAAAAUGUUUUCCAGAAACCUAUUACGAGAUUCUGGAAACUGAGGUUCAUGUUAUAGAAUUAAGCUAAUAUAUUCAAUUGAUAAAAUUAUUCUAUUCAUAACUAAUGUAUUCCGUAGAUUCGCCGUUAAUAUUAUAAUGUAAUUGUUAAUUACUUCUUUCUAAAGUCAAAUUUGUGGCAGGUAGAAAGAAGUCAUUUUCAAACGCAUACCUAGAAGUAAUCAGUAAAACAUUUAAUCAAUCAAUGUUAGUGUUCGCUGUUCCAAAAUAAUGUACCAAUGGAUUUAAACCAAAUAAACGUAUAAAGGCAUAGAUCAA